CCCGGGCGGGGAGGACUGUGACCACCAUCAACACACCACCACCUUCACCACCAUCACCAUCAAGAUGGCGGCCGACCUCGGGCCACAGCUAGACCGACCCGCCGCCGUAGUUUGGUAGUAGUAUAUAAUAGUGACCUAGUAUAGUGCCGUGCAGCAGUGAUGUGAUGUGUGACGGCGGUCCGAAUGCCGAUGACGAUGCUGCAUCAUCAUCAUGAGCGUGGGGGGCCGUGUGGGGCCCGCGCCUCGCGCAACCGUCGUCACCGUCGGGCGGCUUAGCGGGCCCCCGUUAUCCUCGCGAUCGUCGCCGCACGCCGCAGCCACAGCAGCCGCAAACGCCGCCGCCGUCGUCGCCGUCGUCGUCGUCGUCGUCCUUAAUAUUAUUAUUAGCGUGAGGCGGUCGCCGCCGGCCGCGGUCCGAGCGGCGUCGCCGUCAUCUUCGUUGUGGUCGGCCGAAGGGGGCGGCAUAAGGAGCCGCGUGGGGGGGCACUCCGCCAGCCCGCGACGAUGCUCCCGGCUCCCGUAGCUGCCGACUACCGAGCCGCCACCGCGCCCUGCCCCACAGAAUGCCCCGGGCCCCGUCGGGCCUGUCGCCGCCUUUCUUCUUCCUCCUGAUGGCCGCCCUGGCGUCUAUCGCCAACACCACCGCCAAUAACAACAACAACAACAACCGGAACAACAGCACAGCCAACGCCGAGACCACCACAGCCACAGCCGCCGUCGACAACCACCAACCAAAGAGUUAUUACCACCAUCACAACAGUCACCGUUACUACUACUACCAAAAGCAACAAGAGCAACAACAGCAGAAACAAUUCGAAAUUGGUCCGUACCUUCGGGUCGGAGCAGCCACUAACUACAAUAACAUCAACAGAAGUAAAAGCAGAAACGGCAGAAUUAGUAGAAGCAGCAGCAUCAGCAGCAGUAGUCAGGUGAAGACGGAAAUCGUCGACGAGCAAUCGCCGUCGCCGUUGGAACAAAUUAACCCGUGGUUGUCGGCGUGCGACCUGCAGCCCGCGAGCGCGACGGACCUGCAGGGGGCGUGUACGACGGCGUCCGCGGGCCCCGGGUCGAAGUGUCCGCCGCCCUGCCCCGCCAACAGUACUACUCAGUGCCUUCAUUACUUGCAAGAAUCGCACAAAGAGAGGUUGUGCGGCGAGAUGAACCCCCAGCGCAGGCAGCGCGAGCUGCAGGGCCUGCGGAUGCGCCACUGCUGCGAGCACGCGGUCGACUCGGCGCUAGUUGACCCGCACCUCGAAGAUGCUGCCACGUGCCGACAACGGCUCGAAGCCCUCCUCGAGGUCGACGCGCUCGCCGCCCGCGUCUCCUGCGAAUUCGCCGAAAUACUCACCCGCUACGACUGCACGCAGACCUAUUCCAUCAAACAUCGAUGUGAAGACUGCAAGGAGGCGUAUCGAAGAUGGGUGUGCAGCUCGUUGGUGCCACACUUCACAAGUCCAGGGCACAGGGUGCGGCCGUGUCUCAACGUCUGUCAGAACGUGGAAAAGCAGUGCCCUUACAUGUUACCAGGGGACAGAGCCCCAGCACAUCCUACACAGUACGCCGGCGAACCGACCUUCCUCUGCCUCGAUCCAAAUAUACCAGAAUCGGGCGAGCAGAGGUCGAAGUCGUCGCAAGGAGACGAAGACUGCUGCUACACGCACUGCGGCACACCCGGCCGGGGCCUGUGCGCGAAAUGUGCGAAUGCGUCGUCGGUAUCGGCUUUGGGGGGCAUCGUGACGCCGGCCUGGGUGCAGUGCGCGUCCCCGGCGGCCCAGAGGACGCCGCCGUGCAGGGCCGCCUCGUCGGGGGCACAAACGACUCAUAACCGUAAAGUGGUGCACCCAUUGUGGACCGCAUGGAUUAUACUCAUUCACACGCAGACGAUUAUCGACUUGUUCAAAUGUUUGUUAGCCGUGUGCGCGACCAGUGUUAGGAGGAGGACAAUGUUAUUCGCCUUGAUGAUGACGAGAAGAAGAAGAAGAAGGAGGAGGCGCGAGAGAACGAGGCGACGCCGAACGCCAAAAAGGAGGAGAAGACGAAACGGGAAACCAACAACGUCUUCGUCGUGGUCAUAGAAUUAGGGGAAUUAGGCAAUAUGUGUUCUGUCCGCCCGCGAUCACGUCCUGGUCGACCGACGUGGUGCCCCAUAGCUCUAUUCGAAGUCCCUUUUAUUACGACCGGCAUUUAGUACUAAGCCCAAUUGACCGGAAAACACGUUGGACGAUAGCCAAUCCAAUCGAAUCCUUCAACACAAACACCACAGUUGAGAUUCCAAAUCAAAAUGAAAAAUCAUUUUAAGGAAAAACAAAUCACCCCAAAACUAAAUAAAUAAAUUAAUUAAAAAAUCGGUGAACCCGGCGAACAUUAAAUCCUAAAUUUACAACUUCAAAUAACAUACAAACCAAAAUACGCCAUUUACCGAAUACAAACAUUCGUGUCGGUGUAAUACAUUUGUCGUGUUAAUCAAUAUUUUAUAUUGAAUUACAUUACCACUCAUUCAUUUUGGUGAAAUACGUCGAAACAUGCUUUUAUUUAUAAAAGCAUUUUCUAAAUGGAUUCGAUUAGGUUGGUUGACGCAAAAAAAAAGUACGUAGUGAAAUGAGGCCUCAUCGAAGGUCGAUCAACCGAACGGGUGGACCAAUUAGAAGAAAAAAAUAUCUUCACGCACAUAGAAUAUGUUUAGGACUGCAAAAAUGCGAAUGGAAUCGACGGAACGCCGAUCUGAGCACGUCAAUUACUUGUAAUUUCCGAUUUUAAAAAUAAUAAUCGUUAAGAUAUCCCCGCAACACUCACAAAAAUACACCGAAUCACCAUCCAGUUUUUUAAAAAUAACAAAAAAAAAAUUUUAACGCGGCGUUCCGUCGAAAUCGCGUUCACCAAUUCGGCUGUUGCGAAGUUAAAAAAAAUAAAUUUCUGAGCGGCGACGAACACGAAAAAAAUAAAAAAAAUAAAAACGAACUUUCAAAAAGUGAACUAUAAUUGUUAACGUUUACGAAACGUCGAAAGGUUUGUUGACUUUUUCGGUACUAAACGACGACUAUGUUGCAAUAUUUUAUCGUGUGUGCAAAAUGGUUUUUCUUACAAAAAAAAGUAUAUUGUAGUGAUCCACGCGCCGAUCUGUGAGGUUUUUUACGGUGAGGUUAUAACAGUGAUAUAAUGUUUCUAAUCGACGAUAAAACGUAUGUCUUUUAAGCCGUACUCGUUGUGCUAUUUGCACAAAAUUAUUUUAUUUCAUUUACAUUGUUGAUUUUAUUUAAAGAACCUAAAAACGAUGGCAAAAUAUUUUUUAUCGUCGUUAUCAAAAAAAAAAAAGAUUGUAAUUGGUACUGAUGUCAGAGAUAUUAACAAUAUCAUUAAGAUUAUCAAUACAUAAAACAAUAAUUCCGAAAAAUUUUAAAAAUAAACAGCAAUAAAACAAGUUUUUUUAUUGAAACUACUAAUCACGAAUAUUUUUAUAUGUGACCGUCUAAAAGAAAACCGAUUAUUUUAAGAAACGAUAUCAUUUUAUAAAUUUCAUGAAAAAUUUCAAGUUUUGAAUUUGUAUGCAAGUCGCUAUGUUACAUCGAAAUUAUUUUAAAAUGUAAUGUGGUGAGAAAAAAUCUUUUCUGCUAUUAUCUAAUGAGUUGUUGUAGUAGUUAUAGUUUUGUUAUGUAAGAGCAGUUACAACACCCAAUAGACUGGGUGAACAAUGCACAUUGGGUCACAGGGUUUUUCCACCUGUUAAUAAACCAAAGAAUAAUCUGUUGCAGUAUAUGAUAACAAGAAUUGUUCUUUGAUCACAUACAUUUCUUGAAAAGUAACCCAGUUUUGUAUGUUUACAUUAUCAUUAAAAAUUCAUGAUCUAACUUUGCGUUUAUAAGUCUUCAUUUAAAACUUGAUGAUCUUAAGAUCUAAAAGCUAUAUCACAUUUCUAAUUGGACAUACCCCAUCUCCACAUUACUUGUAAUUUUUUCUUAAUGUCUUCAAUGAACAUCCUGAUGUGCUAAUUUUUGAAAAUCGUUCAUUAACGUUCUAUUUAUUUGCUAUACAUUAAACUUGCAAUUGCUAUUGCAACCUUAAAUUUAUCAUUAUUAUUAAUGAUAUGUUGCUCUAAAAAUCAUUUUAACAACAUUAAAAUCUAAUUGAGUUCAUAUUUCACUAAGAUUCAGAUGAUGGGCUGGCAAAAAUAAUACUUAGACUAAUCUAUGAAAAUAUCUCGUGAGAUUCAAGCUUUCUUGUCCCACUUUCAAGAACCUGACGCAGUGUCUCUCAUUGAUCCUGAGACAUUGCUCCAUAACAUCUCUAUUUUUUUUCAAAUUUAAAACCAGAAGUUGAGCGUUCUUCCCGAGAAAGCAAUGUUCAUGCUGAUAAAGUCGUCUCAGUAAUGUUGAAAAUUGAGUCCGGAGAAUAGUCGUGUUCUACUUAACCUAAAACUCCUUGGAAAAAAGAGCUGCCAUAACACCUACUCUUCAUCACAUACCUUUCUGCCAGUUACUCCAUCAGUUUACCAUAAAAAUCCAAAAAAUUAAUUAAACCUAGUAGGAGUUAGUACUAAUAACUCCUUAGCGAACUUCUUCAAAGAUAGUAGAUGUUUGCUCUUUGAAAAUCAUUUUUGUUUAUAACGAAAUCGUUGAUUGCUUUUAAGUUUAGUAUCAGGAAAAAAUCAUCAGUGACCACUAUGUUGUUUCCAGCUACAGUUUUGUGGUUAUAAAAUAGGAAAUGAUGAAUCUGUGGUAUUCUAAUUUUCAUAGAAAUUAUCUAUUUUAUCAUCAUAAUACACUGAUUAACUCACAAAUUCUUAAAUUAUUUGGGAACAUAAUAACCUUAUUAUAAAUUAUUUAUUUAGAGGCCUAGGCUUAACACUUUUAUUUUCUGUUGGCAGUUAAUAAAUAAAUGUUGUUGGCAUAAUUCUUCUGUGUCAGAGUAAAAAAUGUGAUAUCCUGAUCGCAUGUUCAAAUAUCUGCAGUUUUUAUCGAUGUUAUACCGAUUGCAGGCUUAAAUUAAGCUAAAUCUGCCAAACACAUGAAUUUCGCGUUAUUUUAAUGUUACAAACAACUUGUCAAACAAUCAAAGCUGUUUCUGUACAACAGUUUAAGAUUAAGAAGAGUGUUUUGAUUUAAGCACUUCCUUCUUAUUCAUAAGUACAAAAAAUAUACAUAUAUACUUGAAAUUUAGGAGUUUCUUUGACAUAAAAGAAUUUCUGUUUAGAUCUUUUACGUUUUUAUAAUGACAAUAUGUUCUUUGUUUAAAAACAUCAAUUCUGAUAAAAUGAUUGAUGUCGUUUUUGGGCUAGAUUUCUAAUAGUUCUGCUUAUCAUACUCAAACCUUUUUUAUACCAAUGAAUAUAUUUUUGUACCUACGCAUGGCAAUUUCAUGAUUUUCUCAUCUUACAAUUGUUGAAAGCACUAUAUCGUAUUCUAGUUUCAUGAUUUCAGCAUGUAUUGAGCAGCAAGUCCUCAUUGAGUUCGUUGGGCUCCUUCCAAAAUUCAUUCUCGCCACCAGUCAUUCACACUAACAUGCCUACAGAGUUCCGGAAAGGGUAGGAUAUCUCUCAGAAGCACUCAUUCUGAGUCCGGCCAAAGAGGGAUAGACAUGCAACAUGUGUUCUAUUGUGUUCAUUUAACUUGGAAAUUCAAUAAAAACAGAAAUCAAUAUCUUAUUAUUGAAGGAUAUUUUAGACAUUUUUUUUUGUAAGAUAUUAACUCGUGCUGCAGUUCAAAAGUAUAACAGUUGACUUGACAUACAUAACAGUUUUUAUACAUCAGCAGGAAUGGUUAUUCAGAUAAGAUAUAAAAAUUUACUUAUAGUUGAUUGUUGGUUUUUGGUUUAGUUCCUUUCUUACUUUUCUGUUUCUAAUUAUAUCUCUUCUGGGCUUUUUCUGGGCACAUCUUUUUUUCUUUCAGGUACAAGUAUUCUUGAUGUAAUCUUUUUAAUCGUUUUCCAUGAUAUUUACCAGAGUAGAAGAAGGUUCUUUCAUAAUAUUUCUCUUUGACCUAUUAUAUAGUGUUGAUUUUCAUCUCUUUUGCUUCUAAUUUUUUUUGCUAGAUGGUUAUAUAUCGUUUUCACGUUGAUGCGUUACUGGUUAAGUAGCUGAUUUAAGGUCUUGGAUCCUGCACGAAUUGAGAACAUUAUCGUGAUAAUGUUCCUCUAGUUUCGUUUUUGAUUUUUUCGUUUCGCGAUUCUCGGUACAAGGGAAAAAGGUUUUUGAUGAUGCUCUUAUUCAUACCUAUCACCUUGGGGAUGGUUUAUACUUCUUCAAGUGGUGUCCAAAUAUGAUGUUGUAGUACUUGGUCGAAUGCAGCUUUAUGAUUUAGAAAGACCAAGAAUAUUUCUUUUUUAUUCAUAAUUUUGUUUUCCAUUAUGUUUAUCAACGUUGUUAUCUCUAACAGCUUUUCCGUUUCAUUUUGAUUUUAGAGCUUGCUUUAUUUCUCGUUUUUCCUUUUCUUUGCGUUCUUUGCCUUGAUACAUAUUGUAAUAGUUUGCCAAACUUUUAGCACUUAUUUGGUCUCUCAUCGCUUUAUUUUUCUUCUAACGUGUUACCAUUAGUCAUUAGGCGACUACUUAGUAGCAUGUUUUUAAUUCAAAUCUAUGUUUCCAGUUAUAAACCUGGUUCAAGAAAAUUCAUGGUUGAUUCGUGGUUUUACAAACAAGAUGGAACGCUGUUACUGCAUUUGAUAACACUGGACCUACAUUGUCAAAACAUUAUCUUCAGAUUAAUAAGUGCUCAAUCAUACUAAUAUCAUUGCUAAAUUACAGAUGUUGUCUACUUUAAAAAUGUGUGGCAAUGACAUCUAUUUAAACGCUGUUUGAUUAACUCAUGAAGCGUGGUCUUUAUGCCAACUCUUCCUAAAAUGAUAGUUGAUCAGACCUAGCUGUAAAAUCUUAUUGCAAAUUUCAAUUAUCUUGGUUUACUCAUUUAAGCAACCAAAUCCAAUCGCCAUUAGCUUAAUUACAAAGAUUUACAAGUUUCUUUUUAAAACGAAAUAAAAGGCAGUAAGUAACAUUCUUUCAUGAUAUUGCUGAUUAAUGUUUGAGCAUAGUAAUAAGUAUUUUAAUUUAAUCGUAUUCUAUUCGCGAUUGUUGUACGAUCUGUUUCAUAUUGCUCAACGUACUUGUACUUUUUUUAUUUCAUUACACAUAAAUAUCCAUGAAAGAGCAACUUGGCACAACUGAUUUUCAUCUCUUUUGCUUCUAAAUUUCUUUGCUGGAUGGUUAUAUCGUUUUGACGUUGAUGCGUUACUGGUUAAGUAGCUGAUUUAAGGUUUUGGAUCCUGCACGAAUUGAGAACAUUAUCGUGGUAGUGUUCAUCUAGUUUCGUUUUCGCUCCCUUAUUGAUUGAGCGAACCCAAGUGGAAGACAAAAAGAUUUUUGAUGAUUUAUUUAUUGCUCUUAUUUAUUUCUAUCACCUUGGGGAUGGUUUAUACUUCGUCAAGUGGUGUCCAAAUAUGUUGCUGUGGUACUUGGUCGAAUGCAGCUUUAUGAUUUAGGAAGACCAACAAUAUUUCUUUUUUAUUUCCGUUUCAUUUUGAUUUUAGAGCUUGUUUUAUUUCUCCUUGUUCCUUUUCUUUGCGUUGAUACAUAUUGUACUAGUUUUGCCAAACUUUUAGCACUUAUUUGAUCUCUCACCGCUUUAUUUUUCUUCUAACGUCUUACCAUUGGUCAUUAGGCGAGUAGGAGCUGUUUUUCAUUCAAAUCUAUGUUGUCAGUUAUAAACCUGGUUCAAGAAAAUUCAUGGUUAAUUCAUGGAUCUGCAGAUUAAUUAGUGCUCAAUCAUUGCUAAAUUACAGGUGUACUAGAGUUACUAUUUGAUUAAUACUUUACGCCAACUCUUUCUAAAAUGAUAGUUGAUCAGAUCUGUGUAUGUUAUAAUCCAUAUCAGUAUCUGAUUCUCACUAAUUGUGCAACUCUUUCAAUCAUUAAUAACUCGUUCGAUUAUAACAAGAAUAUUUGCGUGUCCUUUAUUUUUCAAAGAUUAUAAUUCUGGCUGUAAAAUCUUUUUGCAAAUUUCAAUUAUCUUGGUUUACUCAUUUAAGCAAGCCAGUCCAAUCGCAAUUAGCUUAAUUACUAAGAUUUCAGCGAAAUUCUUCCAGAGCGUUGUCAAUUAACAUAAUUGUCUCAACAUAGCUACGUUUCGGUGAUACAUGUUCCUUUUUAAAGCGAAAUAAAAGGCAGUAAGCAACAUUCUUUCAUGAUAUUGCCGAUUAAUCUCAAACACGUACUUGCACUUAUUUGAUUUUGACAUUUAGUAAUUAUUUCCUACUAAGCUCUACAAUAUGUUAGAAUCAAUAUCAUGUAUUGUAGAGUAUACAAAGCUAAUUAAGUUGGGAAUAUGUUUUACAUGAACAUUUGUACUGGUUUUAUUUAGUUAAUUUAUAUUUAAUCGAUUAUUUAAUUUCCCACUGAACAGUACGGUAUAUUAAUGCAUUGCAUCUUUUCGAUAGAAAAUGGCAAAAAUAGUCUAAAUCAGUGGUUGUUGUGAUAAGAAUUCAUAGAGUGAACGGUUUUUUUUUUCAUUUGGACGGUUAUAUAUAAUGAUAAUCUUAAGGAUAUUGUAAUAAUCAUAAGAAAUUGUGUUUAAGAAUCCAACUACCAUUAGUUACUACGACGUACGGCAUAAUAUAGCAUAUUAAAACGCAGAUCGACAAAAAAAAUAUUGUUAAAUGUGUCAUCCCGUAGAAAUAUGGAGAGUAGCCAGUGGUUUCUGAGAAAAAAUAACCAGUAGCGAUUAUUAAUUAUCUUCUAUAGGAAAAAAAUGAGUAAAAAAACAGAGCGAGAAAAGGGAGCAUGAGUACUUUGAACAAAGAGAAAACACCACACUUUUAGUUCAGUGUUUCUGACUGCCACCAAACCAAAAAAAAUAAAUAAAUAAAUAAUUAAAGAGUGCGUAGUGAUAUUAUAUUAUUAUUAAAAAAAUAACUAUAAUGAUAAAAAGGAAAAUAAGAGUCUCUAGUAAUUAUUUUAAAAAAUUGCGAAAUAUGUAAGGGUUAAGAAAGCUCCAGACGCACCCGAAACGGCACAAUUUCUUCAUAUCAAGCAGAAAAAACACUACCGUGUCGUUUACACCUGUUAAUUUCUUAAGGGUGACUUUUAAAUUGGCGAGAUUUAACGAUGUAAAUCGUGUCAUUUUACAAUUUUAAUCAUUUUAGAAC
This is a messenger RNA of Onthophagus taurus, 9128 nucleotides long. It is a transcript of the gene Mid1, whose product is annotated as calcium-permeable channel component Mid1. Gene Ontology annotation, cellular component: plasma membrane. The record is from RefSeq and is a predicted model, not a curated record. Lineage: Eukaryota; Metazoa; Arthropoda; Insecta; Coleoptera; Scarabaeidae. Gene Ontology annotation, biological process: calcium ion import across plasma membrane. Gene Ontology annotation, molecular function: stretch-activated, monoatomic cation-selective, calcium channel activity.